AUCCCGUCCUGGUCUGGAUCUGGAUCUGGAUCUGGAUCUGGUCCAUCUGGGUUUGUUUAACCUCUACAUGUAUCCAGGUUCCAGCAGACUGACGGUGUUCGGAGGGUGGAUGUGGACUCUCGUGGGGUGGAUGCUGUGGAUGCUGUGACAGGAGGUAAUCUGUCCUCUGUCCGUGGAGGUCACACCGAGCUGCGUUCACGGACCCGACUCUACCAUGGCCCAGAUGAGGAAGAGGUUCUCGUCUGUGUGCUCAUCUUCAUCAGCUGAGGACGACAGUGCAGACCUGUAUGACUCUGUCCCUGAUCCAGCAGCUGAACAGGAUCAUCCAUAUGCAGCUCUGCUCUGUGUCCACCAGGUCCAGGACUCGUUGCUCAGUUCCAACAGCAGAUUCACCGCCUACAGAGGAAUCCUCAACUGGAUCAUCAUCCUACUGGUGUUGACUCAUGCUCACUUGUUCCUGGAGAAUUUUAUACAACAUGGGUUUUUGAUCGAUGUCAAAAAGGUCCUGGAGCAUCUUCUGGAGGAAAACUGUAACUGGCCGUCGGUGAACCUCAUACUGGCUGCCAACGUGUUCACCGUCGCUGCUUUACUCUUUGAACGGUUUCAGGAAAAGGGUAAACUGUCCCCCGUCAACAGCAGACGUUUACACCUGUUAAACCUGGCGCUGCUCGUGCUUUUUCCUGCCGCUGUGAUCGUACACGAACCCACAAUAUCAACAGGUGGGGCGUUGGUGUCUCUGUGGGUUUACACUGUUCUGGGGCUGAAGCUUUACUCAUACCAGGAAACCAACAGCUGGUACAGACAGACUGUGUCCAUCCACGCAGACACAUGCAGUGAUGACUCCAACCUAACGUUACCAGAUCUGUAUUAUUUCCUUGUGGCGCCGACGCUGUGUUACCAGAGACACUUCCCACGUACGUCCACUGUCCACAUCAACAAACUGCUGCACAGGACGCUGGAGAUGGUGAUUGUUACACAGAUCAUGGUUGGAAUCGUUCAGCAGUGGAUCGAGCCCAUCUUCCAGAGGUCAGAAAUGUCAUUCACAAACAUGGACAUCCUAGUCAGAGUGGAACAUCUGGUGGGUCUAGUGGCACCGACCCAUUUCCUGGUUCUCCUCUUCUUCUUCCUGUGUCAUUCAUACCUGAACUUCUGCGCUGAACUCCUGCGCUUCGGUGAUCGUCAUUUUUACGGAGACUGGUGGAACGCUACAACACUGAUCUCUCUGUGGGAGAACUGGAAUAUUCCCUUUCACAAAUGGUGUCACAGACACGUCUACACCAGGCUGUUGGAGAAGAACAUUCCGUCUUCGCAGGCAGAGUUACUGGUGUUUCUGAUGUCGGCCGCUCUAUUUGAGUUUGUUUUUGCUCUGCCGCUGCACAGCUGUCGACUGUGGAUCUUCAUCAUGAUGUUGUGUGAGCUUUUCGUUGCCGUAUUCCUUGGAGGUUAUUUCCAGGGUAACUAUGGUAACGGGUUGGUGUGGCUGUGCCUGCUGCUCGGUCCUCCUCUGGCUGUGACCACCUACUUCCACGACCACUACGUCAGCUUUCACCACCCGUCACCAUCAUCAUCAUCAUCACCACCUGGACACGUUUUCCUGCAGCUGCGUUGAUCAUGAAGGUCCAAAAUGUUUCCUCUGGAACUCUUUCAGCUGUAAAUACACAUAAACUGUAUGAAACAGGGGCGACACAGUGGUGCAGUGAAUAGCACUAUCGCGUCACAGCAAGAAGGUUCUGGGUUUGAUUCCAUCCAGGUACCUUUCUGCGUGGAGUUUGCAUGUUCUCCCCGUGUCUGUGUUGGUUCUCU
Sphaeramia orbicularis (orbiculate cardinalfish) is the source of this 1803-nucleotide messenger RNA. Its product is annotated as diacylglycerol O-acyltransferase 1-like. NCBI's taxonomy places the organism in Eukaryota, Metazoa, Chordata, Actinopteri, Kurtiformes, Apogonidae. Bases 215 to 1609 code for a protein of 464 amino acids. Gene Ontology annotation, cellular component: endoplasmic reticulum membrane. The record is from RefSeq and is a predicted model, not a curated record. Gene Ontology annotation, molecular function: diacylglycerol O-acyltransferase activity. The transcript has 18 exons. Gene Ontology annotation, biological process: triglyceride biosynthetic process.